AUGAAGCCCUGGGGAGCUCUGGCUCAGUUGAGUCCUUCAUUUGCUGUGCAGGGCAAUUUCGAGAGGUGCUGUAAGUUGUGGGCUUGCUAUUCUGGUUUGCACCAUAUGUGCCAUUGAUGGUCUCGGGUUUCGGAAAUCCUUUUUUUUGCUAUGAUAAUCAGUCGCCGUGUGGUCGACCAGCCGGCUCUGGUGCGGUCUGCUCUGGCACGUCUACUCUGCACUCAUGUCUACUGCAAGGUUACAAUUACGCUGGGAGUGAGAAUACACUGGUUAUUAUUUGGGGAGAAGAGACUGCUGCUCGUAUAAUGUAGCCAUCUUUUUUGGCUUUCUCUUUUUCUCUUCUCCCCAUCCUUUGGUUGAAUCUGAUUCAAAUUGGAUCAGAUCUCGAGGCGUUUUGCAUUCAUUUUUAUUCUUAGCUAAGCCAGGUUACGCAAAGUCUUAAGUCCCAACUACUGUUGUAGCCCUCAGAAAAAGAGAAACACCAUCCCCCUGUGUGAAAAUAAUUGCAGUCACGGUGGAAAUCCAGGGCUCUCGAAAUCCUUAAAACAAACCAUGGGAUCUCAUUCGAAAUCCCUACACUCUAACAGAUGACUUGAGACGCUAGAGCUCGGGCUUGGGGCUACAAUUGACUGUGUCUGCCUCUGACUGCCUGCCUCUGUAUUUGUUCAGCUUGCGGUAUAAGCCUCAGUUAGAGUUUAGAGGCCACUGCUGUUUCAGAGCCCGUUAGCGGACCGCCGCGAUAUUUCACGUGUGGCGGACGGGGUGGCCUGACGGUGGACUGUCUGGGGCACAGAGGUGACCGGGGGUUGGAGACAUUUCUAAGGGUCAGUAUCUCAGCCCCCUUCCUCCUCCUGCAGGUCAUUUAGAAGAAGGUUUGGAGGACAUAACCAAGGAAACAAAGAAUGGAGGGCUUGGUUUUUGCAAACAAUGUAAAUCAGCAAUUUACCCUGGCCCUUUCCUGCUUUAGUGUUAGUUAGUCUUUAGGAAGCACAUCAUGCAUCUUGUAAUGAAGUUUGUCUGCCAUUUCAAAUAUGCCCUUUUCUCAAUAUUAGCUUCCUUUUUCUCAAUAUGGUUUUGUGGUUUCAUUUUCAUGAUUGCAUGAUGAUAAGACAAGAUAACAUUGAUGCAACAUUGAUACAACAUUGAUACAUUGAUCGUGGCCAUAGUACGAACAAACGUCUCUUUUCCCUCGACAGGUCUCGUCACAACGACCUCGAGGAAGCUGGACCGAGAACAGCAGGAUGAGCACAUUCUUGAGGUAAGCACCUUGUUUUGUCUGGUCUGCCACUAACAGAAAGGGGGGAUGGAGAAAGAAGAGGGGGAAAGAAAAAACAGUCUACUUCCUUGUACGUCCGUCUGUGUGAGCCCUCGUGUUUGUUUGGAGAAGCAUUAGCAGCAUUGCUAAUCAUCAGAAAGACCCUCAAGGACGACCUCUUCAGCCGAAGUGGCCAAAUGUCCUAAAGCAACCAUUUUAUUUGCCUCUAAACUUUAGCCUUGGCUUGCUUCAACCUCCAACCGACGUACUUUGGCCGAGCACCAAGCGUUGCCAACCAAAACAAGCUGGGGCACAGAGACGCAGCGCAUAGUUCAACACUAACCGGGGGAAGGGGGUUUGGGUUUUGGAUCAUGAUUCCGCCGGUUGUGAUUUGCAGGGGGGAAUCAGGGUGACUGUGCCUUUGUUCUUCACCAGUGUACCAUCUCGGGAUCGAGGGAGGCAAGCCGGGGCAGGAAGCGAGCCGUCAAUGCCGGGUUGAUGUUUAAACUUGUGGAUAGUCACUUUUUCUCUCUCUAUCGCUCUGUCUCUCUCUUUGUCUCUCUCUCUCUCGCUCUCUCUCGUUCUUUCUGUCUCUCCCUCUCUAUCUUCUCUACCCACCCUCCUUCUUUAAUUAUUUGUUACUUUUAUUUAGUAUUAUUUUUAAAUUGUAUUUUUUUGCGUUUUUUUGUUGUUGGGGUAUUCAUUCUUAAAACUGCAUUGUUGGUUAAGGGCUUGUAAGUAAGCAUUUCACCUGUUGUAUUCAGCGCAUGUGACAAAUAAUAUUUGAUUUGAUCCCCCCCCCCCCCUCAUUCCCUUCCCUCUGCCCAACCCAACCAAACGUUUACUGCCAGCACAUUUAAUUAUGUGCCAAGAUCGAGUAACCAGAUUGGGCGCUGCUUAAUUAUCGUUAUAGGAGUUAAUGCAAUUCGAGGUUCAUUGGAUGCCGAUUAAUGCCGAUGUGGGCCCGCAUGCCAGGAACUCUCUGGGUUUUCAUACUCAAUUUACACAGUGGAACGCACUAAUAUUAUUCUGGGACUGGAGAGUAAAGAUAGUGGGGGAGAGGAGGGGAGGGAUCUAUUCUCCUGAGGAAGACAUUUUACUGCCUCCUGCUUCUCCUCCUCUCUCUCUCUCUCUCUCUCUCUCUCUCUCUCUCUCUCUCUCUCUCUCUCUCUCUCUCCUCUCUCUCUCUCUCUCUCUCCUCUCUCUCUCUCUCUCUCUCCUCUCUCUAUCUCUCUCUCUCUCUCUCUCUCUCUCUCUCAUUCUCUCCAUCCACCUCUAUGAUAAAUUAAAUGGCCUACUCCUAGAUUUGAGUGCCGAGUUGCAGAGGUCUCAAGAGAGAGGAAAACUAAAUUGAAGCUUUCGACACAAAAGCCCUUUAAUUUGUUAAAUUGACCAGGUCAGGAACCCUCUGUGCGAACGACCGAGCAGAUUCCCAGGACAGUCAGAGUCAAAAGCCACCCUUAAGGGUUAAUCUAAGGGGCAUUGGUUGGUGUGUGGAUUAGAGAUAAAGAGAGCUGAUAGUCAGUGUGUUUUUCCAACAGGCUCCUGUUUUUCCAAAUACUUAUCCAGAGCCUGUUUUAUUAUUAUUACGCUGUUCAUUUGUCCCGUUUAAUAAAAUGCUCCGGCAGACGUUAAAUAACCACAUUAAAUGUUAAAAAGCUCAAAGCGGUCUUCCAGUUCUUUCAUGUUGGGGCCAAAUUAAAAUGCACAGCGACAUUCGUACACUCGUUUUCUGUUCAUGGGAAAAACCUUAUUUAUACACUACCGUUCAAAAGUUUGGGGUCACUUAGAAAUGUCCUUGUUUUUGAAAGAAAAUCACUUUUUUUGUCAAUUAAAAUAACUUCAAAUUGAUCAGAAAUACAGUGUAGACAUUGUUAAUGUUGUAAAUGGCUAUUAUAGCGGGAAACUGCUGAUUUUUUAUGGAAUAUCUACAGAGGCCCAUUAUCAGCAACCAUCAGUCCUGUGUUCCAAUGGCACGUUGUGUUUGCUAAUCCAAGUUUAUCAUUUUAAAAGGCUAAUUGAUCAUUAGAAAACCCUUUUGCAAUUAUGUUAGCACAGCUGAAAACUGUUGUGCUGAUUAAAGAAGCAAUAUAACUGGCCUUCUUGAGACUAAUUGAGUAUCUGGAGCAUCAGCAAUUGUGGGUUCGAUUACAGGCUCAAAAUGGCCAGAAACAAAUAACUUUCUUCUGAAACUCGUCAGUCUAUUCUUGUUCUGAGAAAUGAAGGCUAUUCCAUGCGAGAAAUUGCCAAGAAACUGAAGAUCUCGUACAACGCUGUGUACUACUCCCUUCACAGAACAGCGCAAACUGGAUCUAACCAGAAUAGAAAGAGGAGUGGGAGGCCCCAGUGCACAACUGAGCAAGAGGACAAAUACAAUAGAGUGUCUAGUUUGAGAAACAGACGGCUCACAGGUCCUCAACUGGCAGCUUCAUUAAAUAGUACCUGCAAAACACCAGUCUCAAAGUCAACAGUGAAGAGGAGACUCCGGGAUGCUGACCUUCUAGGCAGAGUUGCAAAGAAAAAGCCAUAUCUCAGACUGGCCAUCUUAAUCUUUUCUUUUUAUUGGCCAGUCUGAGAUAUGGCUUUUUCUUAGAAGGUCAGCAUCCCGGAGUCGCCUCUUCACUGUUGAUGUUGAGAGUGGUGUUUUGCAGGUACUAUUUAAUGAAGCUGCCAGCUGAGGAUUGCCCAUCAAGCAAAUCCAACUUGUGGGAGGUGCUUCAGGAAGCAUGGGGUGAAAUCUCUUCAGAUUACCUCAACAAAUUGAGAACUCGAAUGCCAAAGGUCUGCAAGGCUGUAAUUGCUGCAAAUGGAAGAUUCUUUGACGAAAGCAAAGUUUGAAGGACACAAUUAUUAUUUCUAUUAAAAAUAAUUAUUUCUAACCUUGUCAAUGACUACAUUUCCUAUGCAUUUUGCUAUAUUUCCUAUUCAGACUCAUUUCAUGUAUGUUUUCAUGGAAAACAAGGACAUUUCUAAGUGACCCCAAACUUUUGAACGGUAGUGUACGAGUACGGCAUGAAAAAAUAUAUAUCAAUACAAAAAUUAAUAAAUAUAUUUUCAAAGAAAAUAUAAUCAUUCAUUAUAAAACUAUCUCCGUCGCAUUUUACAAUGUUGAACGGCUCGAAAGACCAUCCAAUAACUUUACAGUUAGCUUUCAUUUGAUCUACUGCUCCACUUCAGUCAGUCAGGAAAAGAGAGCGCAAGAGAGAGGGGGAGAGAAAAAAAUAAAUGAAAAAAAGUAAUUUGAUGCAAGUACCUUUUGACCUAAAUAGUUUGGAUGUGGGUAAGUGGGAAAAGAGCUACAGUGGCAGCUGCGUCUCAAUUGGCACACUAUUCCCUAUAUAGUGCACUUCUUUUGACCAAGGCCCAUAGGGUGCUAUUUGGGACGAAGACCUUCGCUCCUAGCCUGGCCUCCUAGGAGAGUCUGGCUGAUAACCAUGGCGACUUCAGAUUUUUUUUUAUUGGGAUAGACUCUGUCUGGAGGUGGGGGUGAAUUUUCCUCUAGGUACAGAUCUAGGAUAAGCUUCCCCUCCCCCAAUCUAAACCUUAACCAAUAGAUGGGGGAAAUACAAAAGGACAGAGGUGGUGGAGGGAAGGUGGGAAGACCUCAAACCCUGGCCUGAAACCCCUGGCUCCACCACCACAGGGGACUGUUUAUCCCUGGGGCAGAGCCCCCUCUAGGGGAUUGCUGGUCGGAGGAGGGGUGGGUGGGGGUUGGUUGGAACAUGUGGAGCUAUUGAGGUGGGGGGUGGUCGGGGGUUGGCUGACCGUGCAGGCCUUGUUUGCGCCAGAUGCCGGGUGGGGUGGCAUCUGGUGCAAACAAGGCCUGCACAGUCGGGGGGGGGGGGGUGGUAAGGGGGGGUUGAUGGGGUGGUGUGUGUGCGUGCUUGCGCCGUGUGUAUGUGUGUGAUCGCCAGUGGGAGUGGGGGAGGUCUCUGAGUGAGCAAACGCCAGGCUCAUCUUGGUGAAUGUGUGUCGGCUUCAGCGGCAGGGUGACAGGCCUGAGAACAGGGAGGUAGGGAGAGAGAGGGAGGGAGAGAGAGAGAGAGAGAGGAAACAACAAGGGAGACAUGUUAGGACAUGCUCACCCAGACCUGAAAGAGAGGCAAGUUGAAUGUUCUGCUUAUAGGCCUAUCUCUACACCAACUGGCUAAGUUUCUAUCGUCUCAGCCACUUUCUUGAUUUAUGCCUUCUGAAGUGUCUAGGCACUAACGUUUCACUACAUCAGACUUGAGAGUUGGCCGCCAUUUGACCAGGGGUUUGUCGCAGACGUGCAACAAUGCGCGUCCAAGUGUAAACAUUAAAUUACGAAAAGCCUUAGAACCACUGCGACACUGUCUUUACGUUGUUGUCACUGUCUGUCUGACAGAGAGUGACUGGCCUCUGGUAAAGACUUUGUUUUGAAAGAGUAGGAUGUGCUGAUGAGCAACUGUCUAGCACGGCUCGGAAGGGCGCACUCACAAGCACGCAUGUAGGCUCAUUACCACAGUCUCUCUCACCCACACACACACUCUCUCUCUCUCUCUCUCUCUCUCUCUCUCUCUCUCUCUCUCUCUCUCUCUCUCUCUCUCUCUCUCUCUCUCUCUCUCUCUCUCUCUCUCUCUCUCUUCACCUCAAUGCUGCUGUCUAAGUACAGUAUUACAGAGUUCAGUUUGUUUUUUGUAAUUGAUGCUCCUAUCUUGUCUCUCCGGGUCGCUCGGCAUAAUUACCAUACAACUGCGUCCCAAAUGGCACCCUAUUCCCUAUUUAAUGCACUACUUAUGACCGGAGGCCUGUGGACCCUGGUCGAAAGAAGUGCAAUAUAUCUGGAAUAGGAUACCAUUUGGGAUGCACUCACAUACAACAGUUCAGCUGUUCACAUUAGCCGGGUCCUUGUCUUUAGAUUUUUUCAAUCCACUGCUUUGAUUUCACAAAGGGAACCGGGAACUGUAUACAAAGGGUGUGUACCCAAUGACACUAUUCCCAAUAUAGUGCACUUUUCAACAGGACACCUAGGGCUCUGGUCAAAAGUAAUGCACUACAUUUGGGAUGCAUAUAAAAUAUCAUCCGAAACGGGGCCAAAUGAACGCAUCUGCUUGUAAUGGCAAUAUUCAUUACAGAAUAUGAGAAUACGGGCCAAUGCACCGGCAACACUGCUCCCGAGAGGCGCACGCCGCCUCUAACUCGAAUGGUCCUCGUCGUCCUAUUUAAUUAAUUUUGUUCGGGAAAAUAGCUUGGACGGCCUCGGACCGACUAGGCGCGGGAAAACAAAAACACAUUAUGCUGCUAAUCGUUGCUGCUAGUGCCAAAUGGCGUGUGACCACCACCCCAAAUUGUUUUCGCUAUAGCGCUGAGCAGAUGGUUUUAAAUGACUAUUGUUCAGCUCUUUAUUUUUAUUUCCGACUCUUUAAGCUCAGAAUUGCUCACAUCUCUCUUGGCUGUGAGAUAGAUAGACAAACCCCAGUUCAGUUUCCCAGUUACUCAUAAUAUUUAAGUGUUGUGUUUGUUUGGGUCAGCUAAGCUUAUUGCUGGCUGUGUACAUUAAGCUGUCACGGCUGUGCAUUUCAUUUUAAAGACUAGACACCAUUCAGCCAUUAAGCCAGGCCAAAUUAACAAAGUGUUAAAACAGCUGAGUGUUCAAACUACUAAGUGUUAAAGCUAACUUAUGUCCCUCCGGCAAACUAUGGGCUGUAGGGUUUCAUUAUUAUUUUUGAACUCUUUUUAAACAAUUGUUUCUACCCUGGCAUCUCCAAAUGGGUUAACACAUCAUGCCACUGGUGUGUUUUUUUUUGCUUGGUCUCAGAUCAGUUUGUGCCAUGUGACAAUUACCAUAGGAAUUGGCAAGACCGCACAAACUGAUCUGGGACCAGGCUGGUGUUUUGAUAUAUAAUACUUCUAUCGCUGUGAGGAAGAAAACAUCAGCAUAGAUAAAACAUUUUUUCUCCUUGUGUCUGGUUGGAUGGUGAUACAUUUAUCAAGUAAACCCAUUUAACGGAAUAUGUUGUUUUUGGAGCGCCUGCUACAUCCCCAAAAUAACGACGAGUCUCAUUCUUCUGUGGCAAAAAAGCAAAGCGGCAAAGCGAGUGUGGUCUUUGGACCGUCUUGUUGCGCUUGUCUCAGAGGAAAAAACGCAAAACUAUGACUUGCCUCUCACAUUCAUUGAAUCCCUUCACCAUAGAAAAAUGACUGAAAGGGAAAGAAAGAAGGAAAGGGAACAAUUCAACUUCAAUAAGCGAGCGAAUGUAUAACAGCCUGUUCCCUUCGCAUAUUUGUUCCCGGAUGCACAGCGUGGGUCUUUGAAUAAGAUGACUCGCAAAAUCUCAGAAGGAAUUGCUUCAAUUUUGGCAGCCAAUUGACUUACUGAGAAACAUUUGUGAGCAUGGCAAUGAAAUGAUGGGUGGGAGGAAGAGGUGGGGGGGGAGGAAGAUGUGCGGGGAGAAAGAGAAAGAGGGAGAAAGCGAGGGGAAAAGGGAGAGAAGAAAGCGAGUUAGCUUUUUACCUCCGUUCUCUUUGAUUAAUUCAAGGACUUCGAAUAAGGAACGUCCUCAAUCAAACGUUGGAGCCCCGGUCAUUACAUAUUCACGAGACGCAGUGCUUACUGCUUACACAUAUGUGCGACAUUAUUGCUUGGUCCCCCCUCCCCUCUGCAGUAUAUGCAUUGUUUCGCUAAACUGGUUUUAAACAUUGCUUUAAUUGGAAAUGUUUACGUGACAACACUCUUCCCAAGGUUGCAUGGGUAAAUGGAACACAAUGUCCGUUCAAAAUAUGAAAUGUGAUGACGUUCUACCAUUGACUGUUGGCCUUGACACUUAAUUCACAUAGAUCCUUUGAAGCUUUUCAUUCAGCGUUUCUCUCUUUUCCCUCUCACAGUCUCAAACAUAGGAUUCCAAUUGUAAUUCCAUGUUUUCCCCAAAAAUGUCUCUCAAUUCCAUGUUUUCCCCUCUUUUUCGCUCGGAUUAAAGUCACAGACAACAGAAUUCCCAUACUCCCAUUCUAAUUCCAUGUUUUUCCCAACUUUUCCCUAAUAGAUCACUGUAACCGACCACGGGGUUCCUGCCAAAUCCACCACGGUCCGUGUCAUCGUCAAAGUCCUGGACGAGAACGACAACCGGCCGCAGUUCCUGGAGAAGAUCUACAAGAUCAAGCUUCCGGAACGCGAAAAACCGGAAAAGGAGCGGGCUCUGAAGCGUGAUCCCGUGUACCGGGUGAUUGCCUCAGACCGCGACGAGGGUGCCAACUCGGAGAUCUCGUAUUCUAUCGAGGAGGGAGAUGAGCACGGGAAGUUCUUCAUCGAGCCAAAGACGGGUCUGGUGUCGUCUAAGAAGUUCUCCUCCGCCGGGGAGUAUGACAUCCUCACCGUGAGUAGCCUAGCGCAUUUGGAUUCGUAGUUUGUAUACUCUGGAUUUUUUGUUAGGAAAUUCCUCUGCAUCUUAUACUGAACAAAAAUAUAAAUGCAACAUGCAACAAUUUCAACGAUUUUACUGAGUUAACAGUUCAUACAAGGAAAUCAGUCAAUUGAAAUACAUUCGUUAGGCCCUAAUCGAUGGAUUUCACAUGACUGGGCAGGGGUGCAGCCAUGGGUGGGCCUGGGAGGGCAUAAACCCACCCACUGGGGAGCCAGGCCCAGCCAAUCAGAAUGAGUUUUUCCUCACAAAAGGGUUUUAUUACAGACAGUUUCAUCAGAUGUCCGGGUGGCUGGUCUCAGAUGAUCCCGCAGGUGAAGAAGCCGGAUGCGGAGGUCCUGGGCUGGCAUGGUUAUACAUGGUCUUCAGUUGUGAGGCCGGUUGGACGUACUGCUAAAUUCUCUAAAAUGAAGUUGGAGGCGGCUUAUGGUAGAGAAAUGAACAUUAAAUUCUCUGGCCACAGCUCUGGUAGACAUUUCUGCAGGCAGCAUGCAAAUUGCACGCUCCCUCAAAAUGUAGACAUCUGUGGCAUUGUGUUAUGUGACAAACUGCACAUUUUAGAGUGGCCUUUUAUUGUACCCAGCACAAGGUGCACCUGUGUAAUGGUCAUGCUGUUUAAUCAGCUUCUUGAUAUGCCACACCUAUAAGGUGGAUGGAUUAUCUUGACAAAGGAGAAAUGCACACUAACAAGGAUGUAAACAAAUUUGUGCACAACAUUUGAGAGAAAUAAGCUUUUUGUGCGUAUGGAACAUUUCUGGGAUCUUUUAUUUCAGCUCAUGAAACAUGGGACCAACACUUUACAUGUUACAUUUAUAUUUUUGUUCAGUAUAGUUAGGGAGAAGUCACUUAGGUUUAGGAUUUUCUUUUGCUUUUAGAGGAAUGUCAAUGUACAUGCUGAGUUAUAUGACAUCUUAAACUAGAGUCAGUGUUUUAGAGAAUUACUGGACAAAUCGGACCUGUGGCUUUGAUUUAUUCGCAGUAAUUUACUUUUACAUUUCCAAUGUACAUGCCAAAUUGCAUUUGUUGAUACACUUUUGAGGUUUAGGAUAGUCACAGUACUUUUAUAUAAUAGUACAUUUGGGCUAAUGUUGCCUGUGAUAGAUUUAUCUCACUUGAAGGAAUUAGACACAUAACACAAUAAGCUCCCCGGACACCUGUUUAACGGGGGACGCCAUGGUAACAGGUGUUCCGAUCUGUUGUUGUUUUUCCCAUGUGGGCUAGCUGACCGUUCUUUGACCCCUUGGCCUAUCUGUCUCUGUCUCUCACUCUAUUUCUCUCUCUCGCUUGCUCUCUCUCUCUCGCUCUGUUUCCUCUCUCCCCCCUCUCUCUCCCUGUGUUUUAAUUAAAGUACUUUCAUUAAAGCUUUUAAGUGCUAUCCCCUGGGAGACCAAUGCGUCUUGUUGUAUAAUGUUGUUACCCAAAUCAAUUCAAAUUAAUUAAUUCCCUCUCUCUAUCAGAUCAAAGCGGUGGACAACGGACGCCCCCAGAAGUCGUCCACCUGCCGGCUGCACAUCGAGUGGAUCCCCAAGCCGGAGGUGGCGGCCGGCGCGCCCCCCUUGGCCUUUGAGGAGCCCCCCUUCUUCUUCUCAGUGAUGGAGAGCGACCCCGUGGCGCACAUGGUGGGGGUCAUCACCACGGAGAUGUCGGACACGCCCGUCUGGUUCGAGAUCACAGGUGAAGCCUGGACGAGUGGAUGCAGGAUUUUGUUUUAGGUUGUGUGUGGGUGGGUCUGUGCAUACACGCAUGCGUGUAUACAGUUGAAGUCGAAGGUUUACAAAAACUUGUUUUUCAACCACUCCACACGUUUCUUGUUAACAAACUAUAGUUUUGGCAAGUCGGUUAGGACAUCUACUUUGUGCAUGACACAAGUAAUUUUUCCAACAAUUGUUUACAGAUAGAUUAUUUCACGGAUAAUUCACUGUAUCACAAUUCCAGUGGGUCAGAAGUUUCCAUACACUAAGUUCACUGUGCCUUUAAACAGCUUGGAAAAUUCCAGAAAAUGAUGUUAUGGCUUUAGAAGCUUCUGAUAGGCUAAUUGACAUCAUUUGAGUCAAUUGGAGGUGUACCUGUGGAUGUAUUUCAAGGCCUACCUUCAAACUCAGUGCCUCUUUGCUUGACAUCAUGGGAAAAUCAAAAGGAAUCAGCCAAGACCUCAGAAUUUUUUUUUGUAGACCUCCACAAGUCUGGUUCAUCCUUGGGAGCAAUUUCCAAACAUCUGAAGGUACCACAUUCAUCUGUACAAACAAUAGUACGCAAGUAUAAACACCAUGGGACCACGCAGCCGCCAUACCGCUCAGGAAGGAGACGCGUUCUGUCUCCUAGAGAUGAACGUACUUUGGUGCGAAAAGUGCAAAUCAAUCCCAGAACAACAGCAAAGGACCUUGUGAAGAUGCUGGAGGAAACAGGUACAAAAGUAUCUAUAUCCACAGUAAAACGAGUCCUAUAUCGACAUAACCUGAAAGGCCGCUCGCAAGGAAGAAGCCACUGCUCCAAAACCAUAAAAAAGCCAGACUACGGUUUGCAACUGCACAUGGGGACAAAGAUCGUACUUUUUGGAGAAAUGUACUCUGGUCUGAUGAAACAAAAAUAUAACUGUUUGGCCAUAAUGACCAUCGUUAUGUUUGGAGGAAAAAGGGGGCUCUUGCAAGCCGAAGAACACCAUCCCAACCGUGAAGCAAGGGGGUGGCAGCAUCAUGCUGUGGGGGUGCUUUGCUGCAGGAGGGACUGGUGCACUUCACAAAAUAGAUGGCAUCACGAGGAAGGAAAAUUAUGUGGAUAUAUUGAAGCAACAUCUCAAGACAUCAGUCAGGAAGUUAAAGCUUGGUCGCAAACGGGUCUUUCAAAUGGACAAUGACCCCAAGCAUACUUCCAAAGUUGUGGCAAAAUGGCUUAAGGACAACAAAGUCAAGGAAUUGGAGUGGCCAUCACAAAGCCCUGACCUCAAUCCUAUAGAACAUUUGUGGGCAGAACUGAAAAAGCGUGUGUGAGCAAGGAGGCCUACAAACCUGAGUCAGUUACACCAGCUCUGUCAGGAGGAAUGGGCCAACAUUCACCCAACUUAUUGUGGGAAGCUUGUGGAAGGCUACCCAAAACGUUUGACCCAAGUUAAACAAUUUAAAGGCAAUGCUACCAAAUACAAAUUGAGUGUAUGUAAACUUCUGACCCACUGGGAAUGUGAUGAAAGAAAUAAAAGCUGAAAUAAAUCAUUCUCUCUACUAUUAUUCUGAAAUUUCACAUUCUUAAAAUAAAGUGGUGAUCCUAACUGACCUAAGACAGGGAAUUUUUACUAGGAUUAAAUGUCAGGAAUUGUGGAAAAACUGAGUUUAAAUGUAUUUGGCUAAGGUGUAUAUAAACUUCCGACUUCAACUGUAUGUGUGUUAGUUGAAUGCAUUCUAGAAGGAGAUUAAUCUAGUUUUAUAGUCAAGGGAAGACAUCCCUGGCAUAGAUUGUUGUAGCAUUCUUCUUAGCACUAACCCUAGCAAGCGAAUGUGAGCGUGUAGCCUACAAACCCCAAAACCUACAAACCUAUAUACAUCGUUUUUUCUCCUUGCUCACUGUAAUAAUUGAAUCUCUAAUAGUGACUUCUUUGCAUGGUGACUGUUAACAUCUUUACUGCAUAAACUUCCUGACAUUUCCUGAAAAUACUUCUCCCUUUUCCCCCUCCCUUCUUCUAACCAACGUUUGACUGACACCUCUCUCUUUUUCUGUGUUUUCUGCUUCUCUGCUGCUCUUCUCUUCCUUUUUUCCUUUGGGAAUGUCUCUCUCUUUUAUUGGAUUUGGUUUGUCCAGAAGGAGACAUAGAGGAAGUGUUUUACAUCGUUCAGAUGGCUUGCGACCUCAACUGUACAGCAGAAGGUAGAUCUGCUGUAAUGGGAUCUCUCUACUGUCGUUGGCUGUAUUAAGUGAUCUCUCUAAUACCAUUGGUUGUGUUAAGAGAUCGCUGACUGUGAUGUCCGUCAUGCAGACCUGGGUUUAAAUACUAUUUGAAAUGAUUUAAAAUACUUUAGCUGAGCUUGCCUGGCUUAAUAGACCAAUAGGAUAGUCCCCAAAGUGCAAACCCCGCCCAUCUGACACUCCAGGCAGGCUAGAGCAAACGCUCAAAGUAUUUAAAUAGUGUUUGAACCCAGUUGUGCUGUCACGUGCCUGUGGUUGAGCUUGUGCAGUAUUUCCGUCAUUCUUGUGAUCGUGUGACAACAGAUUUACAUAAACACGUAUACCGCACAUAAACAUGAACAUAUGGCUCCAUUUUGUAUAUGUACCGUAUGCAUUUCAUUCAUCGUGUCUAGUGGAAUCCAUUGACACAUACAACUAACUGUAUGGGCUUGAUGCAUACACAUCAUACCACUUGCACAUAUGGGUCCAUAAUGAGCCUGGGAAGUGAACAUAAGCACAGGGAAAUGUAUUGACGUUGUUGAUUCAUAGUGCAGUACACAUGUGCUUCUGUAUGUAUCAACAAUAAGGAUACUGUUGCUUAGUUUAUUGAUAUAAGGAACAGUAUGGAUAAUAUACAGAAAUUAUUAUUAUACAUAGUUUACAUACGCCAGCAAUUUAUGUAUCAGUGCCUCUAGCAUAACGGCACAGCCAAACAGAACCGUAUGUCACUGUUAGCUUACCUAGCUCCAGUACUGCAUCAUCAUUUAAACAGGUGAUGAUAGGCCCACUCAUUUCCUGUCCAUUUUAAUUGUGCACCUGCCUAACCCUUCCCUCCAUCGUUUCCACCAGGUGGGAACUACGACAGCCGCUUUGACGUGGGCAAGGCCAGUGGGACCCUGAUCGUGGCGAGGCCUCUCGACGCCGAGCAAAAAUCCAAUUACAACCUGACAGUGGAGGCAACGGACGGCACGCGAUUUGUCAGCACCCAGGUAAUUGGAACGUUAAUGAAACGUUUGUUGAUGGCGGUAUAGUUUGUCAUGGAUCCUGAGGUAGGAUGGUUGACUUUUGUGAUGGGAAAGGGAAAGAUUAUGGAAGCAUUUAUGGGAAUGAAAUGUUCAGUUUGCAUGAGAAGGAGAGUUCCUGUUGCGUGUCCAGAGGUUUUGGUGGUUUUGGCUGUACAGAUCAUUGUGAGGCUUGUCACUACAGACAAAAAUAGGAUUUAUAUUUGUGUUUUCAGAGGAAAGGAUUAUGGAAACAUUUCUGAAAUGAAAUGGUAGAGAUAUGGUUGCAUGAGGGUUCCCAUUGCAUGCCGUAGUUUUGGAUGCUUGUGUUUUCAUUUCUUUAUUCUCACUUAAAUGGUGCAUAGUGCCAUUUCUCACAAAAUACAAAAAGGUGAUUGACUUUUGUGAUUAGAAGAAAAGGAACAGAUUAUGGAAACAUAAACAUGGUUUGCAUGAGGAGUCUUCAUUCUGGGACCAUCCGUUUGAAUGCUUUUUGUUGUGAUUUCUGCACUCUUGCCAAAUUAAAAUUGUGACUCAGCUUGUCUGACAGCCAGACAGACAGACAGACGAGGGGUAAAGCAAGGGGGUGGAUCUAGAGUGAGGUCAGAAAUUCUGUGUGCCCAUCCAUCGCCUGUUUUGAUUAGACUCGCUUGUGGGUCAACACCUCAACUGGCAUACUCCAGGCGCUCGCUUUUCCAAACUUGACCCCUAACGUCAUAACAUGUGCUUGGCGGACAUUCCUUCUUCUCUCUAUCCACAUCUACCGGCGGCAGACGAGGGCCGCGUCCCAAAUGGCACCCUAUUCACUGUAUAGUGCACUUUAUAGGGAAUGAGGUGCCAUUUGGGACACAGGCAAGGAGUGUUCGGAACGCUUUCUUGGCAGACCAGCUCCAGGAUUCUUCCAUUGUCUCAUUCCUGAAGGGCCGAGGAGCAAGGGAGGAAGAAGGAGAGGAGGGCGGGAGGAAUGGUGCCUGUCUAGCCAGGCGCUUUUUGAAGUGUGCAUUCCACAGCCCCGUGUCUGCAGCUACACCCCUCCUUCCCCCUCUUUUUCUUCUCCUUUUCUUGUUUUCUCACCUCACUCCUUUCUUUUUUUCUCUCUCUCUCUCUCUCUCGCUCUCUCUCUCCCCCUCUCUCCCCCUCUCUCUCUCUCUCUCUCUCUCUCUCUCUCUCAAUUCAAUUUCAAUUUAAGGUCUUUAUUGGCAUGGGAAACGUGUGUUAACAUUGCCAAAGCAAGCUCUCUCUCUCUCUCUCUCUCUCUCUCUCUCUCUCUCUCUCUCUCUCUCUCUCUCUCUCUCUCUCUCUCUCUUUCGACAUGAAAGUGCAUUGAGUUCUCCUGAAAAGACUGGGGCUAAAGAAAAGUGCAGGUCCACACCACAUUCUUUAAUCCAGAGAUUAACAUUCUCUUGAGGUUAUAGGCAUACAGAGCUGUAAGUGUUUUAUGAAAAUCCGCAACUAGUCACCUCCCACUCAUUGCAGGUUCAUAAUGAUAUUGCUAUUAUGUGAUAUGUUAAUAGUGAAAUUGUUAACUUAUUGGCCUCUCCGUUCCCCAUCCAUAGUGCAGACGGGGUUCAAAUAAUAUUUGUUUACUUUCAAAGUGUUUCAUUGUGCCUGCCUAGUGACAGGUUUGCACUUUUGGGACUAUCCCAUUGGUUCCAUUGCGCCAGGCAAGCUCAAUGAAAGUAUUUCAAAGAAAACAAACACUUUCAACCCAGGUACCACCUAGCCAUAGUCACAGUCUAAGGCCGACGGGACUCUGGAAAUAUUCCAAUGGUUUUGUGCGUCUUCUCAAAAGCAUUCAGAGAUCCUUUGUGGGGAAAAAAACUCUACUUGCUGUCUCUGCCUGUGAAUAAAGCCCUUUAUCAUGCGGCCCUGUGCUUCGCCGAGCCCCUCUCAGCCUGCUGGGUUCGGGCGGCGAGGCGGGUGGCGGUGUUUUCCACAGCCCGCCGACGGAAGCGUCGGCUAAAUGGAGUCUUCAGAUCCGUCACAGAGCACCCUAUUGUCAUGUGGAGAUUGAGAAACACACACAGGCAAAUGCGCACACGCACACAUGAUACAAAUACAUACAUGCUUGCAUAUGCACACACACACACUCCUCAUGAUCUUCGAGGAAAAACAGUCAUUCACCAAACCAAAACCCUCCUCUGUUCUCCUCUAUCCCAAUCCAUACAGUGACUUAUUAGUCAGAUAUAGUCAAGUUCAGAAGACAUGUCCGUCUUGCCAGAAAACGAGGAAAUAUCGGGUAUCGCUGAUUCCCUGAUCAGUUCUUUCCUCGGAUAGAGAGGGCGUACAUCUCAAAUGGCACCCUAUUCCCUAUAUAGUGCAUAGUCCAUAGGGCUCUGGUCAAAAGUAGUGUAUUUUAUAGGAAGUAGGGUGCCAUUUGGGACGCGGUCAUGUUUUGACCAGUGGGACGGCGGUACAAAGGGGGGAAAUGACAUAACACAAUUAGUCACGGUGCUGACAGUGUUCAAAGGCUCGGGGGCGCCCCGUUUUUCAAGUCGCCCCUCGUUACCGUGAGGGGUGUGUGAAGGCCUUUGUGGAGCCGAACCCUCUUAGUUAGACAUCAGAGAAAAUCAGACGCAGGCCGCUGGUGAGCACACAUACAGGGAAUAUGGGUCAUGUUGGGGGGGUGGUGUUCUGCCCGAUUUUAGGGGUGUCUGUGUGUGGUGUGUUUGUGAGAAAGAGAGUGUGUGUGUGUUCGUGCGUGUGUGUGCACAUAUACUUUCUGUGUGUGUGUUUCUGCACAUUCUCAACAGAUGAUGAAUCCGGCCAAUUGGACAUGCACGUUUUCCGUAGUUUUCCCAACUUUUCACUCUCCGCUGCUCUUAUUAGUAGCAAAAACGAAGUAUGUAUGCCCGUCAACACUUUUGCCGUUGUAGUCACACACAACAGGCAGGUAGCGAGAGAGGAGUGAAUCUAGGCCACACUGGACCAACUGAGAAGAAAUGUGUCAGUUGAACUAUUAAUUUUUCUCCGCCAAGCUCUUUUGAUUUAAAUUAUGUAAGAUAAUCAGUGUUACUGUUUUGUUAAAUCUUUAGAAGGGAUUUUAAAAUACUUUAAUAUAUUGUCUCCCUGGAUUUGUCUGCUUUAUAAAGCUCAAUACUCUGUUUCAGUUUUUUAAGGUUUGGAGAUGUGUCAAUGGAGAUUACAGAGUAAUUGACUUUGUGGAUAACACCCAAAUAAGACCUACUUUUGUGAAGUUACAUGUAAACAGAACAUGCAAAACAACAGAUUAAAAAUACAACGGGAUGUUUUGGGUACAUUGUUUUCUGUGACAGAGGUGUGCUGUUUACCCUGUGGCCAGGAGUAUGCCGUUCGUUUAAUUGAAACGGAACACACACACACACACACACACAGAAAGUUUAACUUAUCUUCUCCUUCAAAUCAAACCCAUGUGGUGUCUGCCUCUGCCAGACUAGCUGGCCUAUUUCCUUUCAUUUUUUCUCUCUCCUCCCUUCUUCCUCUCUCCAAGGAAUGCGUUUGUUUGUUUUCUUGUUUUCUCCCUCUUUCUUUCUGUUUCUAUCAGUCUUUCUCGCUCUGUUUCUAUCAAUCUAUCCAUCUCUCUCUCUUUCCCACUUUCAAUUCCUCUCCCUCUCUAUUCCCUUCCAAAUUCAAGGUUCUCCCUCCCUCCCUCUCGGUCCCUCCAUGCACAGAUCAUUGUUGUUAUUUAUUGUGUUGAGGGAGAAUAAAGCCUAAACAAGAAUCACUGGACCUCUGUUGGCCGUGUUCUGUUUGAACCCUAUUUCGAGAAGUAUGUAGCUACAGGUUGGACCGUGCCAAUGUCCCGGACCCAAAAACCUGCCACCUGGCAGGGGGGCAUUAUUGCCUGCCUUACCCGGACGUGGCGCCCGCUGAGGGCGGUGCCGUUCUUCUGCCUCACGUGUACCAUGUUGGAGGCCGCGCACGGGUCUGCGUUGGAGGUCUGUGUGGGGGAGGCGUGAACUCUCUCUUUCUCUCUCUCUCUCUCUCUCUCUCUCUCUCGCUCUCUUUUCUUUCUUCUCUGGCACCAUAUUCCCUUUCUGUCCCUCUCGGAAGUUGCUGGCUGGCUCUCGCUCGCGGUGUUGUUUGUGUUGUGGUUGGACCUAGGCUAAAUGCCUGUUCCAGCUACCUAGCUGACCUGUUCCUAGCUCUCUGACUGGCUAAGUGACACCAUAGUGAAGUAGAGUGUUUCUGUGUGGUGUUCUGUUAUGUGGGAGUUUGUCUGUCUUUCUGUCCGUCUUUCUUGUCUGUCUGUCUGUCUGUCUGUCUGUCUGUCUGUCUAUACCUACCUACCAAACUAUCUGCCUGUCUCUCUGUUUGUCUGCCUCUGGCUCCAAAGCGGCGUCUCUCUCUCUCUCUCUGUGUGUGAGGUCAGCUGAUCCGAAGCAGGGGCAGAGCAACAUUCCAUCCUGGGCAGCUCAUAGGCAUGGAGCGGUGCCAGCCAGGCAGUCCAGGCAGGCUGCCCCCUUUCAUUCCUUUCCCCUGCCUCCUUGCCAGCCCCCCAUGCCAUCCUCCUGACCUGCAGUAGUGCUUCAGGCUGUUCUGUCCACAAUCUGCUUCAGCUCCCAUUGAUCUGUUUUCUUUUUCCAUCUCUCUCUCUCUUUCACUCUCCAUAUUUCUCUUGCAUGCUCUUUCUGUCUGUCUCAUUCCUCUCUUUCUCUCUCACUGUUGCUGUCUCUCUUUUUCACGCAGAUGCUGUCAGUUCUCACCUCCUCUAUCUUACUCUGUUUUAGUUCUCUUGGAGCUACACGUUCCCCUCUUUCUUCAUAUUUGAUUAUGUAUUUAUCAUUUUUCUCAUUCUUUCUCUCCCUCACUGUCUGUCUCUCUCUCUCUCUUUCUUUCUCUUUUCUUUCUAUCUCUCCCUCUCUUUUGCUGUUACUCACCGUGAUUCGGGCUCUCCUCUCAGCCGCUUUCUCCCUUUCAAUAGCUCUCUCUCCCUUUCUAUAUCUUUCUCUUCAUCUGUCAUAUGACUCCGUUCGCCGUCUCAGUCCCAAUCUCGUUGCUUUGACGCGAGUCCCUCGGGAAGGUAUCGAGAGAGAGAGAGAGAGAGAGAGAAACCUUUUCCGUCUUUUCAAGCUCCGGUCACACUACAUCAUGCAGAUUCGGUGGUAAUGCCCCUUUUGAAGUGUCUUGAAGAGACUAUAUGCUUUCCUCCCAGAAUGGGCUGUUUAAAAAAAAUAGACAGAUGGAUGGAUGAUAGUUUUUUUUCACUGUCUGUUUUUUUUCCCCUUUCUUUCUUCCUGGCAGUAUGUAGACUCACAUGGUGAAUGGUUGGGUGGAUAGGAGCGGACACUCUGUGUUUUCUUUUCUUAUGCUUACUGUGUUAUCAGGCCCAGCUGCUUGUGAAUGGCCCUCCUUCUGCGACCGUCCAGAUUUGAACGCAUCGUGUAAAGGGCUCAACUCGCGGCGGUGGGGUGAGGGUGUUUGUUGUGUGCGUGCAAACUGGAUCGCAGAGUCCCCAGGGACCUUAGGCAGUGUGACGUCUGGCGUGACAUGAAACCAGGCGCCUGGACUAGAGAGAGAGACUGAUGGGCUGCCAAGAGGGUCCUAUCCAUAAUACCACACACACCCCACUGGGGACCCCUUUAGGGUCAUACUGAGUACAGUAUCAAGAAGGAUCUAGGCCGGGCCAUGCACAGACCUUUAGGGGGGGCAGGUGCAAAUAAAAAAUAACGUUCAUAACUCAAAUUUCAUAACAUACCAACUGUCUCUCUAGCCAAAAUGUCAACAUUUAUUGGCCUAUUUAUUUUCUAAAACAACAGCCAUCAUCACACAUUGUAAGCAAGCUAAUGCCAGACGACGAGAGAUGAUUGACAUCGGGAAAAGAGUGUCUAUCAGCUGAUCAGAGCAAAUGCUGAUGUAAAUAUGCUAGCUAGCUAGCUAGUUAGCUAUGCUGUUGAAACCAACUUGUUUUUACUUGAUUUGAGUUUGUUCUGCUGCUGACUUCUGCCUCUUAAUAACAACCAAUCGAAUUGCCCCGUUCUUUGUCCCUAACAGUGAGAGACACACAUGACAGAUCCAACUCUUAAAGUAACCUCCUACCAUUAUUCAAGUCUCCCUGUCCGGCACCAGCGGCCACUACAUGCAAGUCAGACGAGUGCGCUCUUGGGGCAGGGCAGUGGGGGACAUUUCAGAGAAUUCAAGAGCUUAUGAAAUUUGCUCGUUUUAUGAGAAAUGAGUUACAUUUUAAAUAAAAAAAUGAAAAGACAAUCUAAAUUACACUGAGCUGCGAGGGCACUUUUUCAUAGGAGGGCAAAAGGGCAGGUGCUCGGGCACUGGUUGAGCACUAUCUGUGGACUUGCCUGCAUCUAGAUAACGUCUAGUUCCUUACAAAACUGUAUGAGAGAGAAAGUAAGAGGGCUAGAUUACAGAUACAACUGUAUAGUUGCAAUAAACAGUACACAACCGUAUACAAUUCAACUUGGACUGAGAAUAAUAUCCAUCAGAAGCUAACUUUCAUUCAAUCCACUAGCAGACUGAUACAACUCUUGACUGUUAGCAUCACGCUAACAUUUGAAACUGCCAGCACUGAAGCUAAAGCACUGCCUAACUAGUAAAUAACCUAGCCAAUAGCUGUACUCCCCACUGCUUGACAUGGGCAUCUGUGAACCCAGCCAGCCCUGCCAACCUCACAGCACACGACAGAUUGUGAAUGUUAUCGCACCCGUCAGAUUAGGCUAUAUUUGUCUCCUGCACUCUGCUGGCAGUGCUUUCCAUGCUCUCAUGGCUGUCGAGGCACCAACGGCGUAGUAGAGCAGAGGUUCAGGCAGUGAGAGAGUUGCCUAUUUCUGUCCUCUUGAGUAUGAUUCGUACUAUAGGCCUGAACCCAGACAAUGCUCGUCCUAAUAUUUAUUUUAGAUGUGUGUGUAUUGUUAGAUAUUACUGCACUGUUGGAGCAAGGAACACAAGCAUAUCACUACACCCGCAAUAACAUCUGCUAAAUAUGUGUAUGCGACCAAUAACAUUUGAUUUGAUUUGAACCGUACCGUGCUGGCUCAAAUAGUUCCAGCAACUAUGGUGGAUGUGCAACCAGCCCAGCCCAGUAUAGCUCAGCUCUGCUUGGCUCAGUUUGACCCUAUAUAUUGGGAAUCAGGAUAUGAGUUCCAGCUGAAUGUGUUAUUCCCAUGUGGGGCAUUGCCCCCUGGUGGCUGGCAUCCAGGUGUCUAAUCUGUGUUUUCCUUUGUUCCGCCGUGGAAAAGCCCCGCCGGGGCGGCUACCGCCACAGCCAUUCCAUCGGCUCGCCCUAAUCCCUUGUCGGAAGUCCAGUAGACGAGUGGCUCAUGUUGAUAAAACAAGCCUUGCUGGAAUUUUACAGUUUAGGGACCAGGGAUUUGAUGCAUUGUAUGAAAUGGGGGGAAUAUUCCACAUUGCCAACUGUGGUAUUGUGGCAAAAGAUCUGUCUUUGUGUGGAAAAUAUAUUUAGCAAUAUAUGUAUUUGUUGCAAUAUAUGUUUAGAGUAUGAUGCUGUGUUAUGGAAAUACACAAUGGCACUUUUAUCAGAGAUCGUGUGCAUAAAUAUAUUUGUCAAUGUAUUUUACAUUCCUAUUAAAGUGUACCUCAAUGUAUUAGCAGAUGUUUUCUUUUCAUAAUCAAUCUUCAUCCUUGAACUAUGAAACCCACAUUGUCAGUGUGAUACAUAGAACCAUUUGAAUCUACAAUAUAUUUCUAAAUUAAUUUCACGUUUCUCAACUGACGGCUUACUUUGAUGUCAUUUAUCAAGCGAUCACCUGUAACUUUAUCACCACCUCUUUAACACUCCCUCAAUGCUCCCUCAAUGUGUCUUCACCUGAAUGCAUUAGGGUUAUCCCACAUUGAUUUGUUGUUUUCCUUGUUGGCGGUGCCAAGUGGCAUCCGGGGAAAAUAUGUAUAUUUAGCAGUUAUAUGUAUUGAUCUGAUCUGUAUCUACACAACACUGCUCAUUACUUGAAAUAUGGAUGUAAAGGGAUGUAGGGAGGGGAAGAGGGAGUCAGGAAGGGAGAAAGAGGGAGGGAGAGAGAGGAUGAAAAGAGCACUCUCAGGAGAGAGAGAGAGAGUGAGUGAAGAGUGGAGACAGAGAACCAAUGACUGAGAGACAAUAUCAUGCAUUACUCUCAGAUUGACCCGGACUCAAAUAUUCACCACGCUGACAUCCACCAUCCCUCUCCCCUCCUCCCACCAGGUGCUGAUCCGUGUCAUCGACACCAACAACCACCGGCCCCGGUUCUCCCAGUCGCGCUAUGAGGUGGUUGUGGCCGAGGAUACGCCGCCAGAGACCGAGGUGCUCCGAAUCGGCGCCACGGACGAAGACGAGAAGAACAAGUUGACCUUUACCCUCUUGAGCAGCACCGACCCCUUCAGCCUGAAGAAGUUCCGUCUGGACCCGGGCACCGGCGCCCUCUACACGGCAGAGCGGCUUGACCAUGAGACCAUGCGGCGCCACACUCUCACCGUCAUGGUACGGAUGUUAUGGAUUUUCUAUAAUCUAGCUAUUUAAUGUUUGUUAUUAUUAUGGUGUCUGAGCUGAGUGUGCUGGAAAACCUUGCUAGAGCAUUGGUCAAAGUAGGUCAAAGUGGUGUGGUACUCUGACAAUUAACACCCUGCACAAACCCACUCAGCCCAGCCAAUCGGAACACGUUGUUAUAUCAUCAUUUUUACCAUAGAAACAGAACAGGUGUUCUAUUAGCAUAUUAAGAAAGGUCUGAUUCUGAGCCACUUUCUCCAUUGAGAGAGUAACAGAGGUUUCAGACCACUCUCUCCUAUUCAGACACUGUAUGCAUUAGUCUCAAUAAGUGGUCUAAUAGCAUAUUGAGACAGGUUUAAUUCUGUGCUCUCUCCAUUGAGAGAGUUCUAGCAUUUUAAGAACACUCCCCUAUUCAGCCACUGUGUGUGUGUCUCUCAAUCAGCCACUCUCCAAUUUCAACAGAUGGGCAGUUUGCCUGUAUUGAUUAAUUGUUUGUUUGUUUGCUGGUAUUUGCCAUUUGGAACUAACCAUGCAGCGCCCAUCCAAAGUGAUUCCUCCCCACAUUCAUUGUUUACUUGUUUGGUUCACUGGGAAUUGUCUCCCUGCAAAUUAAGAAAAAUCAUUUUUUUUAAAUGAUUUGAUGAGUUUGUCGUUUUAAUUAAGUUACUGUUGGGGGAAAGAAGAGUUGGCUUCAGAUUGUAUUACAACUCAUUCAUUCUCUCUUUCUCUGUCUCCCCCCUCUCUGUCCUACUCCUUUCUCUGCAUCUCUCUCUUUCUCUCUCUCUUUCUGUCCCUCUUUCCCCCAAUCCCCAGGUACGUGACCAGGACAUCCCUGUCAAGAGGAACCUGGUGCGCGUCAUCGUGGACGUGGAGGACACCAACGACAACGCACCGUGGUUCGUGGGCUCGCCCUACUCCGGGCGCGUCUUCGAGUCGGCCGCCUUGGGCUCGGCAGUCCUCCAGGUCACCGCCCUGGACAAAGACAAGGGACAGAAUGCAGAGGUCAUCUACAGCAUCGAGUCAGGUAGGCUAACAGCUCCACAGAUGCACUAGACUACAUUCUUAGGAGUAGGGCGAAGUUGCCCCUGGAUGCUGAUCUUGGGUCAGUUUUGCAUUUUCCACACUAAUGGUUAAGGUUAGAAUUUGAGGAGGGGAGGCUGAUCCUAGAUCUGUACCUAGGGGAAAUUUCACCCCGGAGCCACAUUCUUAACAUGUCAGCCAUACUGGCAUUCUCUAGCAUCUGGCUAGUCAUGAUAGAGGCAUGCAUAGCAGCAUAGCAGCCCAGUUAGCCCUACCAACGCAAGGGGCUUGGGGAAAAUGCAGGGCAUCCAGAGGACCCCUGCCCACUGACCAUCGGUCAUGAAUGGAAUACUUCACACAAAGUAGGAGGACUUUGACGACUUUGUCAGAGGAUCUCCAAACGUGGGAGUUCGGCCGAUGCCCCCUCUGAAUUUCCCACCAUUGUUUUCCCUGUAAAUAAGCUGUGUUUUGGGAGAGAGUCCGGCAUGUAGACAUUGGCUGGGUUCUUUGUUUAGGAUGUACAUUUUUCAGAUAGUUGAGAUGACUCAAGUUAAUGGAAAUGUAUCUUGCCGGAGAAUGAAUCAGGUUUUCAAAGCAUGAGGUGGACUGGUGUAGAACACAGAGUGUCCAUGUCCAUAGGUUGUGGAUUAGUUUGAGUGUGGGAGGGGAAAAAAGCAUUUAAUUUCAUUAGAGUAACUGGAAAGUGUGCACAAUUAGGCAAUCUUCACGAAUGCUUAUCGAGAGCCAUGGCCAUUUGGGGGGUGAGGGAAUGAAAGUGGUCAUGUCUAGAUGGGAUACAGCUUUUGUCAAAUUGACAUCAAAAGCAGAUACAUUUUUUUGCAUUUUAGCUGACCUUAACCCCUUUCCUAACCUUAACCUAAUUCUCCUAACCUGGUACGUUAAUUCUCCUAACCUGCUGUUUAAGUUCUCCUAAACCUACUAUGAAAAGUCAAUUUAGAAAAAAGCUGUAUCCGUACUAGACAGAACCAGGGAAGGGGGGCCUGAAGUAUGCUAAUCAGAGUGGUUCAUCUUGACUUUGCUGUAAUGUCCACACAGUUUUAAGCUAUAACAGUCUAAGCCCUGUCUAAGCCGGAGGGUGGGGGCGGUUCUACUAAGCUAUAGAAUUGUUUUAAGAAGGUCAUACCAAGGACCAUUUUGGUAUUUCAUUUUGAAUGUUAAGAACAAAAAAAUACGGCCUUACUGCAAAAGCAUUGAAUAGCAGAUUCACUACAUGGAACAACAGAUAGUCCCCCCCCCCAAAAAAAAAAUAAUUGAAGGGAAGUUUGUUCUAAAGUGUCUGUCCUAUAUCUGAAAGAUAUAAGAAAGAUGAGGAAACGAUUAUUCUAAAAAAGAUUUUUUAACGUAUUUAAAUCCUUAUUUUUGGCACUCAACAUUCUCCAUAUAUACUUCCCAUGAAUUUGUUCAACUGCUACCGGGGACAUUCAGACGAGGCCUGUGGGCAUCCUAGAACAAAACAUGAUGUUUGUAAUAGUCUCACCUUUCUACAGAGGGGUCAUAAUACUUUUAUAGGCCAAACCGUUUGGAGGCUACAGACGAUUUUGUGAGAAGACCUAUUUUCGGGAUGUCUCAUGGUCUGACAAACACCGCUCUAGCUCUGUCACCUUCACCGCAGACGCGGAAUUGCAACAUCGGCCGAUGCAGUGGAUUGAGACGCAUCCAAUGCAAAACAGAUAGCUUAAACUGACAGAUUUGUAUGGGGAUUUUUUAUUAUUCUCAUUAGAUUUCCUUGAGGGCACGGACUUCAACUCUAGUUAAUUCAAUUUACGGUAAUCAAGAAGCCUAAAAUUACACCCUGGCUUUAAUGUUUAAUGAAUAAAAAUCAAUGCCAUAGCAAACCACAUUAAUACAUCUUCUUGUGUUCUUUUUUUUUUUAACAGGAAACGUUGCAAACUCAUUUGCCAUUGAUCCGGUGCUGGGCACUGUUACCGUGGCCAAGGAGCUGGACCGAAGCAGCAAGAACCAGUUUGAACUAGCUGUGAAGGCAUCCGAUAAAGGAACGCCCUCGCUGACUGCCACAGCCACCGUCCACAUCGCUGUCACCGUGUCGGACAAUGCCAACCCCCAGAUUCACUGA
Messenger RNA from Coregonus sp. 'balchen', 25039 nucleotides. The record is from the annotation of a GenBank genome assembly. NCBI's taxonomy places the organism in Eukaryota, Metazoa, Chordata, Actinopteri, Salmoniformes, Salmonidae.